CUCUCUCUAUCUCUGCCUGCCUGUCUCUCUCUCUCUCUCUGUCUGUCUGCCUGUCUGUCUCUCAGGUUUCUGUCUGGCAUUGGCUUGUCUUUUGUUUCCAGACUCGUGGGAGAGUCCAGAGAUGAGAGCUCUGUGUGGAGACUCUGUGGGCAGCUUCUCUCCAGGUAACUGUUCGGUCCACUGGGCCUACAUACUGGCCAUGCUGGGCAUUCUGGACGCCGCCAUCUUGGCCACUUUGGCCUUCGUCCUCGCCAACAGACAGGACGCCCUGCUGCCACCGGACGCCAAGGACGAUCUCUCCAUCCUUCUUCAUCACCAUCACCAUCAUCAUCAUCAUCAUCAGAGAUGCUUCCGCCAGCUAGCGAUGGAAAGUAGCUGACAUUUACUCGAGUACUAUACUGAAGUACAAAUGUGAUGUUUUUUUGAAUGUUUGUGAUAAACUGAAGGAUGAGAUGUUAAGUGUUGAUAAAAUCUUCUAGUUCUUCAGCUACAUAAACUCUCUUUGAUCAGAUGGAAGAGGAAUCGUCAUAAAGCUGAAAACAGUUUGUUGUUUUUAGAAAUACGAGGUUCUAACAGAACAUGUGAUGAUCUUAUAGAAUAUGAAGUAUUGAUGUAAAAUAAACUAAACGGGAUAUGAAGGAGUUCACAUGCUACAAACACAUUAACCCAGAAACAUCAGAGAGGAAACAUUUGACUGAUCCAUCAAUAUGAAGUUAUAGUUCAUUUAGCAUAGAUUUAGCUUCUGGAUCCAGCUAGCUACGAAGUAGCUUACAAUUCUGUUAGCAUCUGGGUGCAGCUAGCUAAGAAUUA
Messenger RNA from Anarrhichthys ocellatus (wolf-eel), 810 nucleotides. Its product is annotated as LHFPL tetraspan subfamily member 3 protein-like. The annotation marks the transcript as partial. The transcript has 3 exons. The record is from RefSeq and is a predicted model, not a curated record. Gene Ontology annotation, cellular component: plasma membrane. Gene Ontology annotation, biological process: sensory perception of sound. Lineage: Eukaryota; Metazoa; Chordata; Actinopteri; Perciformes; Anarhichadidae.